Molecule: messenger RNA, 396 nt
Organism: Fusarium proliferatum ET1
Lineage: Eukaryota; Fungi; Ascomycota; Sordariomycetes; Hypocreales; Nectriaceae
Exons: 1
Coding region: 1-396 (131 amino acids)
Source: RefSeq, a predicted model, not a curated record
AUGGCAAUGUCCCUGGGCUAUGUGGACUGCCCAGCCACACCCGACGAGGAAACAAGACAGCUGUAUUUCCAUAAUGACGAGAUCUUUAUUACGGAUGGCAUCUCAGCAUCCGAGAAUAGGAUACUUGCAGCUUUUGGAGGAAAGAAGAGCAAAGAUGAGCCGGUACUGAUAUCAGAACUUACUAUUGAGAAGCGAAUGCUAUUGUCUGAGUUGAUGCCUGCAGAAGUUGAGCUGGAAGACGUUAUCGGAAAAGGUGAAAUUACUAAAAGGCUGGCGUCCGAGCUAUUUCACCGCACCGGAGUUCUGGCUUACGGGCAAUAUUACCUUCUUGUUCGGGCAAUCUGUGGACGUCCUCUUAGAGACGGGAUAACAGAAAAUGAUCUUUCGCAACGGUAA